This is a messenger RNA of Gastrolobium bilobum, 1452 nucleotides long. Its product is annotated as phospholipase A1-Igamma3, chloroplastic. The record is from RefSeq and is a predicted model, not a curated record. Gene Ontology annotation, molecular function: glycerophospholipase activity. The transcript has a single exon. Gene Ontology annotation, biological process: lipid metabolic process. NCBI's taxonomy places the organism in Eukaryota, Viridiplantae, Streptophyta, Magnoliopsida, Fabales, Fabaceae. The coding region runs from base 1 to 1452 and encodes 483 amino acids.
AUGGUUCGAGCCCAACAGCAUGUGGUUCUUGAUAACCCAAAAACCAAGAACCCCAACAGGGUUACCCGUUUAGCAGAAUCCCUUUCACACGUCCUUCACCUUCACAUUGAUCCCCCUUCACGCGCCUUCAACUUGGACUUGUUAAAUGAUCAUGAAGAGAAGCAUUCAACCCCAACCAUGUCUCCAAGAGAAAACAUAUCAGAAAAAUGGAACGAAAUUCAAGAAUGUUCCGAUUGGGAGAACCUUCUAGACCCUCUUCACCCGUGGUUGCGUAGAGAAAUUGUCAAGUACGGAGAAUUUGCACAAGCAACCUACGAUGCCUUUGACUAUGAUUCUUUCUCGGAGUAUUGUGGGAGUUGUCGUUACAACCGAAACAAGCUAUUCGAGAAAUUGGGGCUUAUUAGAAACGGUUACACCGUGACUAGGUACAUAUAUGCCAUGUCACACAUAGAGCUACCACGUUGGCUCGAGAGGUCACAUGUUGCUGACACGUGGAGCAAAGAUUCGAAUUGGAUGGGAUUUGUGGCUGUUAGUGACGAUGAAGAGACACGUAGGAUUGGGAGGAGGGACAUUGUGGUGGCGUGGCGUGGCACUGUGGCACCAUGUGAGUGGUACGAGGAUUUUCAAAGGAAGUUGGACCCAAUUGGUCACGGGGAUGCAAAAGUUGAACAUGGGUUUCUAAGCAUUUACACCUCCAAGAGUGACAACACAAGGUACAACAAGUCAAGUGCCUCAAAUCAAGUCAUGAAGGAAGUGACAAAAUUGGUGAAUUUUUAUAAGGAAAAAGGUGAGCAAGUUAGCCUUACAAUCACAGGGCAUAGCCUAGGAGGUGCUUUGGCAUUGCUAAAUGCUUACGAAGCAAAAGCUACAAUUCCAGACCUUCCAAUAAAUGUGAUUUCUUUUGGGGCACCAAGAGUUGGGAACAUUGCCUUCAAAGAUGAAUUGCAUAAAAUGGGGGUGAAAACGCUACGUGUUGUGGUGAAACAAGAUUGGGUGCCAAAAAUGCCAGGGCUUGUGUUCAAUGAGAGCUUCAAAGUGUUUGAUGAAAUUACAGGGUUGGAAUGGGUUUAUACGCAUGUUGGGGAUGAGUUAAAGCUUGAUGUUCGUUCAUCUCCUUAUCUUAAAGGUGGGAUGAACUUGCCAGGGUUUCAUAGCUUGGAGACAUACCUUCAUCUUAUAGAUGGGUACUUACACUCUGAGACACCGUUCAGGUCAGAAGCUAGGAGGGAUAUUGCACUAGUUAACAAGUCAUGUGCUAUGUUAGCUGAUGAACUCAGAAUCCCACAUUGUUGGUACCAAUUGGCCAACAAAGGAUUGGUUUGUAAUGCUCAUGGAAGAUGGGUUAAGCCCAAAAGAGACCCUGAUGAUAUACCUUCACAUACUAGCGAAGUAUGUCACAAUGAUCUUGCAGCUGAAAUGCAGACAUAUAUGAUGAGUUUGGUCUCUCCUUAA